GGGCAUCAAAAUGCUUAGGAGCAGAAGUCGCCGCACCUGAGGGAAGUGCAGCAGUGCAGACACUGGACAGUGGUAGACAUCCAGACAUCAUUCGCAUUUCCAAACCACAGGGAAGUCAGCUAAGGAGCAGCUGUGUCGCCAGCACACUGAAGAUGUGGACAGAAAAGGGAAAUGCAGUCGGCAGCUGGUUGUUGGCUUUCACAGUUUUUUUGGCAUUGGCUAAAUUCGCUACAACCGAUAAUUGUUUUCCAACCAUAUUCGGAUUUCUAACUCUCAUAUGGAUUCCGCAGGCCUCAGCCGAAUGCCAAACGCGAUCGAUUUACUGCUACGAGUGCGAUUCCUGGACAGAUGCCCGCUGUAAGGAUCCAUUUAACUAUACGGCUCUGCCGAGGGACCAGCCUCCCCUGAUGACCUGCAACGGUUGCUGUGUGAAAAUGGUUCGCCAUCAGAGAUCACCCUACGAGGUGGUGCGCCGCAUGUGUACGUCACAGUUACAGAUCAAUUUAUUCAUGGUCGAUCACGUGUGCAUGAUGGAAAGUUCAGGCAAUGGACAUAUGUGCUUUUGUGAGGAAGAUAUGUGCAAUUCUAGUAAAGAUUUAUACACUCAUGGCCACCAGUUGCAUCUCAUAAUACCCAUCGCAGUGGCAGUGUCCUGGCUAAUGGGUCAAUUGCUCAACAGAUAGAAAGUGUUGUUAGGCUCACACCCAUCCAUAGAUACACACACACACACACACGCCACACACAUACAUACAACUCUCAGAACUCUCGCUCUCCGUCUCUCUAUCUAACUCUCUCUCUCUCUCUCUGUAAACAUUAUUGAUUUGUAGCUUGAAAAUCUUUUACGUUUGAAGCACAGUUUUUCGAUGAACCGAUCUGAGGCCGAAACGAGCAUUGAAUUGAGUAGUUUGAAUAAUAGUUCGAUAAGCACCAUUAGAAAGCUCAAGUAGCCCAGCCCAAAUGCUUCCACAGACAGAGAAGGCUUCCUCUUUUUUUUUGUACACUAAUACACUUGAACAAACACUAACACACGUACACGGUAAGCGAGCUUUGGAUGCACUGCGUCUGCGUGCAACGAGUAGACGUAGAGUCGAACGAGAACGAGAACGAGUUGCGAAUUCUAGUCACAGUACGAGUACUCGUUAUUUGAAUUGCAUGUGUUGUUGAUGCUAAAGCAAGCCUGAAGCAUGUAGCGCUUAAGUAGGAAUUGUAGUUACAUAUUUUACUUUCGUUGUUACUUACAUUUGUAAAUGCCCCGCCCCCCCACACAACCCUCCAGAAGAGGAUCGAUUCACACUUAAAUAUGUUUACAAUGUAAAAAACAUUCAACUAUAUCAUGUGUAUGUAAACUUGGAAUAACUCGGCAUCCAUCUCUUGGUUUGUAAAUACCUCCAACUGCAACUACAAAUCAAACAGCAACUCCAUCUGCAGGAAUGCAGCAACUCCAACUGUUAAGGAAGUGGAAUACAUAUUUGCUCAUCCUGUUUACUCCAAAAGUCAAAGGAGAGAACUUCAUGUUGCAUUACAUUAAGCUUUAAUCGGUUCGACAUCAUAUCAUGGAAAUCGAUAGAUACUUCGGAUUAUCGAUAUCGUAGUGUAGUCUCAUCAUUAGCUUAGCCCCCUCAAACUGUAUAAAGAAAUCAGUCGUCACGUCGCCCGUGCUGCCCUUUGGUUUGUAUUCAACAAGUGAUAAUUAGUUAGUAAGUAGAAGAAUCAACUCCGCAUACCCCGAAUCCCCAAUCCCCAAUCCCCAACCCCCAAUUCCCAACCACAUUACAUAUGAAUUUGAAAGUGACUCAAUUCUCAUUGUCAUGCUAGUGAUAGACUUAAACGAAUCGAAUUAUAUAGCUUAUGAUUUGAGUUUUAAAUUAUGAAUUAAUAUUAUGACUUAUACCUAGUAAUGGUUAUCCUCUCUCUCUCUCGAGCACCCGAUGUACCACUAAUCGACUCGAGCUUUUGUACUAUAUUAAGCGCAUUUGGAUCGUUUUUCAUUUGUAUUAUUGAGAAUUGGCUAAAUAAAUAACAAACAUUUUUACCAUACCAUAACAUCUCUAACUAAAUUUACUCGUAACUCUUAACUCUUAACUCUUAACCUUUCAACAUUAACUUUUAGCUUAGAUCCGUUUAUUAUCUUCCCACUCUCUCUCUCUCUCACACACACUACUGCACUGCUCCCCCAUGCAUUUGUACUAUUUAAUCUUUAACCUGGUACUGGCUUAAGUUGAUUUGAUUGAAACAUGCUUGAAGAAAAUUGCCAAGAAAGUGCAGCUAAAGCAUGUUCAGGUUCUGCAGUUGCAAGGUAAGUCACCAGAAAAGUACAGUUGCGCGCACCAUACACUUAGUUCGCUACUGCCUCUAACUGCCUCUCCCUCUCUCUCUCUAUUAGUCUCGCUCGCUCGCUCGCUCUUGCUGGGAGUCAGAGACGGGCCGCCGUUAUUGGUGCUACACACACCCACACUCCUCUCUCAGUCUCUCUCUCUAUCUCUCUCUCUAUCGAUAUUCCUAUAUCCAUCCCACACUUGGCAAAUACUAUGCAAUUAUCCAACACCAUUUGACUUGGGUUUGAGUUUACCGUUUCAUUUGUUGAAUCUACAAUAUAGUUUAAUGCUUUCAUGUUACGUUGGAUUGUUCGAUGACAAAUACACAAAAUAUACUUAACUAUAAUAUCCACACACACACACACACACACGCAUACAUAUGUACAAUAUCUAAACGAUUUUGGUUUGUGAAUGUUGACAAUAUUCUUGUAACCAGUAUUUGAUUGAAUGAUUGAUUGACGGUUAAUGCGUUUCCAAGUUUAUUAACAAACAAAAAAUACUAUCGAAACAGGCAAUGAAAUCGAUUUGAAAUGAAUUUGCAAUCGAUUUACACCGCAUAAUGGAUUUAGUAGUGCAAAUAAAAAUAAUUUUUGUUUAAUUUAGUACUUUUUGUAGUUCCAAACAUCUAACGCCCACUUUCAGCGCCCACAUUCUCUCUCAAUCUCUCUCUCUCUCUCUAUAAUUCUCUUAUGUAUCUCUGUAAAUCUUUCUAUCUGUUUAACUAACUAUGUAACUCACUCUACUAAUCUUAUGAAUCUUUUACUAACUUUCUAUACAACCGAAACAUAGAAUUCCUCUUCUAGAGACACACACACACACACACACCUGUAGCAUAUACAAAACAGCAGCAAACGAUAAACGAUAAACGAUAACACUCAACGCCAACCCAACACUAGAUAUAUGCACUCGUCAUUUGAUCCGCUCAAAUUGAAAUUAGUCACAAGUGCAUAUAGCCCGGACACACACUGAAAGAAUACACAGAUACAUACAAUAUAUAAAACAGAUACUAAAUCAUUAGCCCAGCCCCACUCUACACUUGAUUGAAAGUGUAGAUCAUAAAUAACAGAAAAAACAUAAACUUUUACUACAUGUAGGCGCGAAAAGAUAUCAAAGCUAUGAAUAUACAAAUAUAGAAAGUCAGCCGUUGAAAGACCCUAAUGUUGUGGGCCAAGCUUCCGAUCCAUAGAUUCCUCACAAUACAAAAAGCACUAAAUUAAUAUCAUAGACGUUUACCAAUAUAUAGCCGCCAAAGCGCUAUAUUUAACUUAACAUUGGUAUUGGUUGUUGAAUAUUGCAAAAAACAGAGAGAAACCAAAAAGGAAAGCCAAAGAGUGACCAAAGAAUCAAAACACAAGCAAAACCAACUCGAGAACAAUCAGCCUUCGCCUUAAUUUGUUUUUAUUUUAGUUUACUUUUUCGUUUCAAUUAUUAUCUCAUUCUCCCGAUGCAUAAUACAUAUAUUUCUAUCGCCUACUGCUUUUUCGUUCGACUUCCAACACGAUUUACGCUUAGUUUUCUAUAAUUUCACCUCAACUCAACUCACCACGAGCCCAGCCCAUCUUCUUCUAUUUCCCCACCACUUCAGUAAUCCUUCACCCACUUCUCACCCACUCUAUUACUCUCUCUCAAUGUCUGUGUAUCAGUCAGUCGAGUCACCAAGCCCCCGCCCGCGCUCAGCCUCCCAUGGAAAUCAAGCUGACAUAGCACCCACAUAUGUUCCACCACCACUUCCACCAUCCAACAGCAGAGAGGUUCUCUCGUCAGGUAACGGCACGCAGGCGCUGCAGUCUGCGACAGAGCGCACUCUUCUAACACUAGAGGACCGCUCUCUCGGAGCUGGAGGGUUCGCCUGCAUGCCCGUUUUAUGGUGCUUUUUCACAUACGACACCACUGUCUGACUUAAAUUUUUUCAUCAUGUACGCCAUCGCAACCAUGCCAGUGGUCGCAAUGGCGCGACAGCCGCUCCACACUUGCCCCUCCACCCCCCUCCAGGGAGGGAUGUGGACAGGCCGAGGUCGGCAUUUGUGGGCGGCAUGCGCGCGUCAUUGCCGAGCACCUGUUUAGAGUUGGCAAGCCCUUUGCCUGUGUGCGCGUAAUGCUAACCGCAUUCGAAAUGCACUUGGCCACAAGCGGCAGAGCCGCAAUAUGUAAUUGUGAACGUCUGUGCGGCAUGGCCACGACGACCGCCUGGCGCCACACACAACCGCCCGAGGAUCAGCGCGGGACGAGCCCAAUCAGCCGGAGAGACGGCACAGAACAGACAGCUUUGGGGGCUUCCAAUGCUUUGGCUUGAACAACACCCCCAAACCCGAAGCUUUAUUUUAUCUAAGCCUCAACUUAACCUCAAUUUAGCCAUUAAAUAUUUACUCAACCCAGCUCAACGGUGCUUCCAGUUCGCUUUCGUUAACCAGUCUAACCAACGCUAACCGUCUCCAUCGAUGGCUUGCCAAGGCGAAGGAGGAGGAGCGAACAGACGGAACAUUUCUCGGUUAAAGUAUUGAGCAUUCUGAAUGUAAAUCGUAUUAAUUAUCCGCUAAAGCUUAAAAAUACUCGUACUUAAAUGCAUACUCGCAGGAAAUUGUUAAAGAUCCAUUUAAGAUUUUAAUGCUAACUGUUAUAGGGAUACGAAUCCAUGAGCACCGUACCAUAAUAUCUCCAACUCAAUCUCAACAAUUGUAUCUAGCCAAUAAAGAUAUUUCAAGUAAACAUUAAAUC
This is a messenger RNA of Drosophila subobscura, 5030 nucleotides long. It is a transcript of the gene qvr, whose product is annotated as protein quiver. NCBI's taxonomy places the organism in Eukaryota, Metazoa, Arthropoda, Insecta, Diptera, Drosophilidae. The coding region runs from base 153 to 683 and encodes 176 amino acids. The transcript is spliced from 7 exons. Gene Ontology annotation, biological process: sleep; positive regulation of voltage-gated potassium channel activity; regulation of synaptic transmission, cholinergic. The record is from RefSeq and is a predicted model, not a curated record.